AUGGCCACGGUCGUCAAGGACGCAGCCGAGGCUGUGCGCUCUCGCCUGAAUGCCGUCCUGGCAGGAGUUGGGGAGGCCCCGAGCACCCUGAUCAGCUCCUCCCCCGAGUGGAAAGCGCUGGAGGCGCACGCGGUGGCCGUCCAGAAGCUGCAUCUCAAGGAUCUGCUCAGUGACGAUGCGCGGACCACCGCCCUGACCCGGGAGGCCGAGGGCCUGUACCUGGACCUUGCCCGCCAGAAUGCAACCCCUGAAACGCUGCAGCUGCUCCUGGCGCUGGCAGAGAAGGCGGGUGUGAAGACCAAGAUCGAUGCCAUGUUUGCGGGGCAGCACAUCAACACCACGGAGGACCGGGCUGUGCUGCAUGUUGCCCUCCGCGCCAAGCGCAAUCAGGUGAUCACCGAUGCCGGCAAAAAUGUGGUGCCCGAGGUCUGGGAGGUCCUGGACAAGAUCAAGGCGUUCUCUGAGCGGGUGAGGUCUGGGGAGUGGAAGGGUGUGACGGGCAAGCCCAUCGACACCGUCGUCUCCAUCGGUAUCGGCGGCUCCGCUCUGGGUCCCCUCUUUGUCCACACCGCCCUCGCCACGGCCCCCGAGGCCGCCGCUCAGGCGGGCGGCCGCAAGCUGGUCUUCCUGGCCAACGUCGACCCAGUGGACGCGGUGCGCAGCCUUGGCGACCUGAACCCGGAAACCACGCUGGCCAUCGUGGUGUCCAAGACCUUCACCACCGCAGAAACCAUGGCCUGGCUGACGGCCGCGCUUGGUCAGGAGGCGGUGGCCAAGCACAUGGUGGCCGUGUCCACCAACCUGCCGGCCGUCGGUGCCUUUGGCAUCGACGCCGCCAACACCUUUGGCUUCUGGGACUGGGUGGGCGGCCGCUACUCGGUCUCCUCCGCCGUCGGCGUGCUGCCACUCAGCCUGCAGUACGGCUUCGGGGUCGUGCGCUCCUUCUUGGACGGCAUGCAGACCAUGGACGAGCACUACCGCACCGCGCCGCCCUCCAGCAACCUGCCCCUGCUCCAGGGCCUGUUCAACGUGUGGAACGCCACCUUCCUGGGCCACCCCACCACCGCCAUCCUGCCCUACCAGCAGUCGCUGGCGCACUUUGCACCCCACGUGCAGCAGCUGUCCAUGGAGUCCAACGGCAAGGGCGUGUCGCUGGACGGCACGACGCUUAACUUCGGCGCGGGCGAGAUCGAUUUUGGGGAGCCGGGGACCAAUGGCCAGCACUCCUUCUACCAGCUGAUCCACCAGGGGAGGGUCAUCCCCGCCGAGUUCAUUGCCAUCGCUACCAGCCAGCAGGAUGUCUACCUGGAGGGCGAGAAGGUGUCGAGCCACGAGGAGCUGAUGUGCAACUUCUUCGCCCAGCCCGACGCGCUGGCCCUGGGCAAGGAUGCCGCGACCCUGGCGGGCGAGGGGGCGCUGGCCAACAAGGUGCGCGCCAGCCUCGCCGCCGCGCGCUCCAAUGGCAACGCCCUGCGCGCCGACGAGGGCUUCAACUCGAGCACCGCGGCGCUGCUCGGCCGCUUCCUGAAGCAGUACCAGCCCAAGGGGCCUUCGGAUGGCGCCCCCGCUCUGCCCUCCGCGUUGCAGUCGGCCUGA
Molecule: messenger RNA, 1596 nt
Organism: Auxenochlorella protothecoides
Lineage: Eukaryota; Viridiplantae; Chlorophyta; Trebouxiophyceae; Chlorellales; Chlorellaceae
Product: Glucose-6-phosphate isomerase, cytosolic B
Exons: 9
Coding region: 1-1596 (531 amino acids)
Biological process (GO): gluconeogenesis; glycolytic process; glucose 6-phosphate metabolic process
Cellular component (GO): cytosol
Molecular function (GO): carbohydrate derivative binding; monosaccharide binding; glucose-6-phosphate isomerase activity
Source: RefSeq, a predicted model, not a curated record